Messenger RNA from Phodopus roborovskii (desert hamster), 2055 nucleotides. It is a transcript of the gene Ing5, whose product is annotated as inhibitor of growth family member 5. Gene Ontology annotation, molecular function: chromatin binding. The record is from RefSeq and is a predicted model, not a curated record. Lineage: Eukaryota; Metazoa; Chordata; Mammalia; Rodentia; Cricetidae. Gene Ontology annotation, biological process: positive regulation of apoptotic signaling pathway; positive regulation of DNA-templated transcription. Bases 63 to 785 code for a protein of 240 amino acids. The transcript has 8 exons. Gene Ontology annotation, cellular component: nucleus.
GCCCCGCCCCGAGUCCGCGGCACCGCCCGCUCGCGCAGACCCCGAGCGUGGCCGCAGCGAAGAUGGCGACUGCCAUGUACUUGGAGCACUACCUGGACAGCAUUGAGAACCUUCCCUGUGAACUUCAGAGGAACUUCCAGUUGAUGAGAGAGCUAGACCAGAGAACGGAAGAUAAGAAAGCAGAGAUUGACAUCCUGGCUGCGGAGUAUAUUUCCACGGUGAAGACUCUGUCUUCAGACCAGCGUGUGGAGCACCUGCAGAAGAUCCAGAGCGCCUACAGCAAGUGCCGGGAGUACAGUGAUGACAAGGUGCAGCUGGCCAUGCAGACCUACGAGAUGGUGGAUAAACACAUCCGAAGGCUUGAUGCUGACCUGGCCCGCUUUGAGGCUGACCUGAAAGACAGAAUGGACGGAAGUGACUUUGAAAGCUCUGGACCACGAAGCUUGAAAAAAGGCCGGAGUCAGAAAGAAAAGAGAAGCUCCCGGGGCCGAGGCAGGAGAACAUCAGAAGAGGACACUCCAAAGAAAAAGAAGCAUAAAAGCGGGUCUGAGUUUACUGACAGCAUCCUUUCUGUGCACCCCUCUGAUGUGCUGGACAUGCCUGUGGAUCCGAACGAGCCCACAUACUGUCUGUGCCACCAGGUGUCCUAUGGGGAGAUGAUUGGCUGUGACAAUCCAGAUUGUCCGAUUGAGUGGUUUCACUUUGCCUGCGUGGAUCUCACCACAAAGCCCAAAGGAAAGUGGUUCUGUCCACGGUGUGUUCAGGAGAAGAGGAAGAAGAAGUGAGGCACAGGCUGAUGUGCCGGACGGAAGAGCGAGCUCAUUAUUUCCUCACUCGCGUUGCAAUAUUAGCUUUCAUUUUAAAACUACCUUAUUUCAACUGAUAUUUAAUCAUUCAGUGGCCACUUGUCAUUUGGGAUAUUUCCCAAAAUAAGAAGCCACUGCACCGUUUGCACAGAACAAUCUCACAGGGACUUACUUGCCACGGUGACUUUACACGCAGGCUCCCCGCUCCUGCAACCUCCCAGCACCGGGAAUGGCAGCACGGCCUGUGGCGAGUGUCACUUUGGACUGGACACAUUUUAACCUGGUGUACUGCCAUGUUUGGUGACUAGAGGGUCAGCCUUGAGUGUCCAUGUUCCCAGGACUGUCUUGUAUCACCAUGGAAGCACAGCUGUUGCUCUGUGAGCAAAGUGUUAGCAGGCGCUGUCCCACGCCAUUCUGUGACCCCGACUGAAGCCCGGGGACUCCUGGCUGGCCAACAUACCUCUGAUGUGUCUGGAAAGGACUGGCGGCUCUUCCCAGGCGGAAGCGCCUCUGUUUGAUUGUGCCCCGCCUUUUCAGUGUGAACUUCCAGCCCUCCCCUGAGAUUCAGCCAUUAGCCUUGGACUGUCAGUGUUCAUGACCAGCACUGCCCAACAGCAGACAGCCAGGCUGAGUCUCCUCCUCUCUGGGAAUUCCUGACUUUUUUUUUUUUUUUUUUUUUUUUUUUUUUUACUGUGAAGAUGAAAUUAUUGUAAUAGCAUGAAGGUCUGUGUAUCUCUGAAGUGAGUCUGUCUGCUGUGAGCUGAUUUUAGAACUCUGCUGUGUUGCAUCCCACGAGCCUGCGUUCAGGGGGACUACAGUUACGUGACAUGAUUUGUGAAUUUGUGUGCCCAAUAGCAGUUCUAGAAUGAAGGUAGGAAACUAGAGUGUACGCUUUGUUUAACCAGUGUCCACGAAACCAGUGUUGAACCGUCUUUUGGAAAUAUUUGGGGGGCGGGGACGUAUAUACAGGGCAUGUUGAGGUAUAUCUCUGGUGGCUCCUUAAGUGUGACAAGGUCCUGAGGGUUUCUUUUGACUUCAAAUGCCUCUGGCAUAUUUCCCAGUGUCUCAGGCUCUCUGAGAACUAAGAAUGCCUGUCCCUGGCCUUACUCCAGAAGAAGACCCACAAAACAGGUAGGUUAUACAAUUUCCAGUUUCAGGAGAGGCCAGUUUUUUAUCUGACGACAGACACAUUGUUUUAAGAUGGUCAUGUCUAAGUAGUUAGAUUUCCCUCCCACUUUAUCCAUGGAAA